Cladocopium goreaui is the source of this 3402-nucleotide messenger RNA. Lineage: Eukaryota; Dinophyceae; Suessiales; Symbiodiniaceae. The record is from the annotation of a GenBank genome assembly.
AUGCGUAUGCAGCGUACGCAAUGUGCACAGUGGAUGCUGUGGUAUCGCCUGGUCCUGUUCGCCUGGACCGCGGUCCUCAUCGCCGGGGGCGCUGUCGCUUGGAAAUUCAUCUCGGAGCGCGGCUUUCAUCUUCCAGCGAUUCCAGGCAGCCAGUACGACAAAGAGGAGCAGUCGUACCUGGGUUUCUUCGGUGAUGGUGUGGAUGGGGCUCAGGCUGCGCUGGUGCUUGGCAGUGAUUCCCCAGUCAUGGCGAUGACCAACGUAUCUACCUGUCAGAUCAAACCAGCUCUGCAACAAGUUGGGAGCACUGGAAACACUUUCCAGUUGGAGUUGUCCUGUCAGAAUGAGUCUGCACCUGGCGGUGGAUGUAUCACAUCUUCACAACUCAGAAGUGAAGUGUACUCGCUGGUGAGCAUGUUCAUGUCCAACAUGAUGUCGCCAGAGAAUUUGUCUCACUUCCUCGAGCUACAGGUGGAACCAAUGCUGGAUGCUGCUCCGGAGAUGUUGGCUUGUCCGCAUGUUGAGGACACCUUUCAAAAAAACCUGGCAGAAGCAUCUUUCCAAGUGGAAGAGUCCCUUCGCCAGAAAAUGCCGAACUGCGACUUAGCAGUUCUGUCUUUCUGGUCUCUGCCUCCUCAACAGUUUCAGCGCAACUUGACCUUUGCAGAGUUCAAGUUUGAAGUCACGGUCACGCUCCCGGCAGGAAGCUUUUGGAAUGUUUUUCAAAAACUGCUCAGCUCCAAAAGCCAAGAACAAAUCAUGGUGGCAGUUCGUGCGCACACAUGCAACGGCUUGCCAGUUGCUGACUUCUCACAGGAGGCUCUUCAAGUGGCCAACAUUCUGAAGGAUGUUGCAGAGGCGGCAGAGGGCAUCGACGGUACCAACUUGAAAGCCGAAGUGAUGUCCUUCGCCAUCAUCGUGGAAAGUAUCAGAGAUGGGGUUGAAGUGGUGAUGGCCAUGUCAACAGGUACCCUUCCCCUUGGGAUUGCGGUCUUGGCAUACAUGGUGGGGAACCCGCGCUUGGUGAUCAUUGCCAUCAUCAAUGUACUAGCUGCCGUCACAGGUUCGGUGCUAGUCAUGGAGUGCCUUGUAACCCACCUGAUGCCGGUGAGCAUUUUCACGCCGCCCUUCUUGAUUGCAGUGGUCCUGUCCAUGUCCAUUGACUAUGCCUUGUUUCUUUUGAGCAGAUUCCAGAAGGAGACAGCAGCAGGUGCAGCAGCAGCUGAAGCCAUGGCUAUCAGCCUUUCCACAUCUGGCCGUAUCGUCGCGCAAGCUGGUGUGAUCUUAGCAUGCUGCUUUGCCUGCUUACUGAUGACGCCAGUGCAACUGGUCAGUGCUAUGGGAGCAGGUGGGCUUGUGGCGGUGGCUGUGGCCAUGGCGGCCAACCUCACCUUGACCCCAGCUCUGAUUUUAGGAACGCGACCCACUUUCUGGAUUAGCAAACCCAAUGCACCUUGUCGACCUUGUCGUCAAGCUCCAGAGGGAGAUGCUGAAGCACCAGCAGGUGACGAAGAGUUGCAUGUUCCCAAUGUUUCCAUGGGCUUUUGGCGGAGAUUUGGGGAGCGGUUGACGAGCUGUGCCAAGCCUCUUCUGUUCUUGAUUCUACUCUCUGCAGCCCCUUGCGUUUGGAAGGACUCGAUGCCUUCUUCAGACAUGUUGGGUUUCACACCAGCCCUUCCACAAGGCUCGUCCACAGCCAAAAUCUUCCACAGCAUUGGUGAAGAGUUUGGAUAUGAAGUUCUUUUCCCCACAACAAUCGGGCUGGUGGCUCCAGCUGAAGUGAGCCUGGAAGCGUGGAGGCUCCAGGCUUGCAAGGCUUUACAGGAGAUUGGGGAAGAGGUGUACAGAAGUGACUUCACGAGUUCAACCACCGUCCCACCCCAGACCCCACACCGACGACAGUCAUUCAGUGAGGCCAACCGCACGCCCCUUGCCGCACAGUUGACUCCGUUCCCAGACCACUGCAAGUCUGUGCAAGCACACGGGCUAUACUACAUUGUGCCUUCCAUGAUGUUGCCCUUCCUGGUGGGUGUGGCCUUGGAUUAUGACAUUUUCUAUACUGAGGCAGUCUUGGAAGAAUGCAAUGGUGGCCUCCCAGUGAAAAAGGCUGGCAUCAAAGCGCUUGAGAAGACUGCCAACAUCAUCACAGCAGCCGGAGUGGUCAUGAUAAUAGCCUUUUGCCCACUCCUGCUUUCUUCAACGCUAGUCUUGAAGCAGAUUGGUUUCAUGGCAAUUGGUGGUUUGUCUAUCAGUGCUUUCUGGAACACCAAAGUGGCCAUGCCCGUGUGCUUGCACUUCUGCGGGAAGCACAGCUUUUGGCCUCGGAAUUUGGAGAAAAAGCAGCGCUGCCAGCAGCCAAUUGAUGCCAUUUUCCUGGGGCACCCUGCCUACCUGGUAGAUACGUUUACCUGGUUGACCUCGCCUGACACCGAAAAGCCAUGGAGCGCAUCGUGGUGGAUGUACCUCUUCCUUCCUGUUCUUUGGCUGCUUGGUUUCGUUGGGGCGCAUAUCUUGAGGCGCCUUGGCUUGCCAAAUCAUGUUGUUUUGGAUGACUACGAGUACAACGGACUUCAUGUCCAGACUUGGGUGGUUCUGCACUACGGCCGCCACUUUCGCAACUCUUUGGAACUUCAUGAUGCUCGACGCAACGUGAGGGCAGCAGCCAGCAGGGCUGAGAAGACCGGCGCCCGGGUGCUAGGAUUAGGUGCGCUCAACAAGGCAGAAUCUUUGAACCGUGGAGGCCUGGACUUGGUUCAGCACUUGCCUUUAAGCCGAAGCAUGUGUGUGACUCAUGGAGAUCAUCUCACAGCUGCUGCAGUGGUGGAGAAUGUGCUACGGCUGGUCGCAAGGUUCCCUGAGUUUCGGGAGAAAAUCUUCAUGACCGGAGCCACGGGGAAGACCGGGAAGGCCGUUGCGCUGGCCUUAUUGCGCCGCGGUGUCUCCGUGAUGUGCCACAGUGGCAGCAAGCAAAGACGAGAUGAAUUGGAGACUCAUGGGCUAGCCACUGCAUCCCACCUGCGUGAUGGGGCUGACUGCGGCAUGUGGAUUGUGGGUAAAUAUGACCAGUUGGUGAACCAAGUCAUGCCUCUAUCUGCUGUUGCCUGUGUCUUUGCGGUGCCAAAUCCAGUUAAUCCAGUGUCCCGCUCAGAUGUCAUGGUAUAUGCUGGUGCCACCAUGCAGAUUGAUGAGUCGCGCUUGAAAGGACAACGAGCAAAUCUGAAGCUCUUACGCCAAGAGAUUUAUGCAUGCAAUGCAGCCACCCUGCUUCUUGCAUCAGGUUCCAAGCAGUUCGAUGAUUUGGGUGAAGUGGAUCCACUGACAUUGGAAGGCUACCUGGAGGGGGCUGAAUCCAUUGGCAUCACUUUGAAGCCUCUUGAAGACUUGCAUAGUAAGGGGCGGUAG